UUAAAGCGCUUAAGGCUUAUCUGCUCUGACGUCCCCCGUAGCUUUUCUCGUUCCCUUCCAGUUUUCGACCUGAAAAUUUUGAUCGAUCAUCAGCGCGCCUUCUAGUAUUUCUCUUCUCCCUUUUUUACAAAUCCCGUACAAACUUGUACUAUAUCCUCCUAAAACAUAAAUAUACGUAACCUAUACUAUAUAUUUCCUAUCAUAUCUAUCUGCCUGUUGGAAUCAGGAGAAAUGACGAUGACCAUCGAAGACUUGCUGGGCUUGCUUUUAUGUUCUCAGCGAGCAUCCUGUUGCAGAUCCUGGCUUGUGCAUUAUACAACAACUGGUGGCCAAUGUUAUCAGCUCUCAUGUAUGUUUUGGUGCCUAUGCCCUGUUUGUUCUUUGGAGGUGGCUCCACUCAAUUCUUAAUUAGCCGGGAUGGUGGGGGGUGGAUAGAUGCUGCUAAGUUCUUAACAGGGGCAUCAUCAGUAGGCAGCAUAGCCAUUCCAAUUAUCCUCAGGCACGCAGAUUUGAUUGGGACAGGAGCCAUGUUGAUUGAGUUCUUCUCCUUCUUCAUAUUUGUUUGUACUGUCAUGUGUUUUCAUCGUGCUAGCCUUGAUGAUGAGUGGUGAUGAAGAUCCAGCCCCUCAGAUAUUAUACUCUGUGAGUUGGAUUUCGUUGAUUACUUCUAUUCGUGUUAAACACAUCAUCUGAUGUGCCCAUGGUAAGGGUAAGAGUGCUUACUGUUAGUAACUAGGAAGAGAACAAUUGAGGAGAAAUUUCUGCCAAGUAUAGCUGGAAUUACUGUUGUACAUUUUUUAAUGACCAAUUGACUCGGUGUAUUGAGUCUUUGGCCAACGUCUUAUGACUUGGGUGAAAACUUUAUUGUAUGAGGAACAAAAUCUUUCUGAGUGAUGCAGAUGUGCAUACAAACUCUUGUCAUAUAUGAUUAAACAUGACCACAGUUGCGUUG
Molecule: messenger RNA, 952 nt
Organism: Rhododendron vialii
Lineage: Eukaryota; Viridiplantae; Streptophyta; Magnoliopsida; Ericales; Ericaceae
Product: vacuolar protein sorting-associated protein 55 homolog
Exons: 5
Coding region: 270-611 (113 amino acids)
Biological process (GO): late endosome to vacuole transport via multivesicular body sorting pathway
Cellular component (GO): endosome
Source: RefSeq, a predicted model, not a curated record